Molecule: messenger RNA, 3558 nt
Organism: Chlamydomonas reinhardtii
Lineage: Eukaryota; Viridiplantae; Chlorophyta; Chlorophyceae; Chlamydomonadales; Chlamydomonadaceae
Exons: 11
Coding region: 44-2611 (855 amino acids)
Cellular component (GO): cytosol
Molecular function (GO): NADPH-hemoprotein reductase activity; flavin adenine dinucleotide binding; FMN binding
Source: RefSeq, a predicted model, not a curated record
GUACCCCUCGCGUUGUUGUUUUCCUGUAAACAUUCAAUCGACGAUGAGUAAUCCACUUCUCAUUCUAUAUGGCUCACAGACAGGCAACGCGCAGGAUGUGGCGGAGCGCAUUGGGCGGGAAGCCCGGCUGCGGCUGUACUCGCCGCGCGUGGUGGCUAUGGACAGCUACGACGUGACCAGCCUGCCCGCGGAGCCGCUGGUGGUGUUUGUGACCGCUACAACAGGCCAGGGCGAGCCGCCGGACAACAUGCGGCGCUUCUGGCGCUUCCUGCUGCGCAAGUCGCUGCCGCCCGAUUCGCUGGCGGGGCUGCGGUUCGGCGUGUUCGGGCUGGGCGACUCGGGCUACCCGCAGUACAACGUGAUGGCCAAGAAGCUGGACCGGCGGCUGGAGGGGCUUGGCGCCCGGGCCCUUCUGGAGCGGGGGCUGGGAGACGACCAGCACCCCAGCGGCUUCGAGGCGGCCCUGGACCCCUGGCUGACGCGGCUGUGGCCGGCGCUGCGGGUGGUCAGCCCCCUGCCGGCCGGCGUGCCCGAGCCGGUGGUGUCCGAGGACGCGCUGCUGGAGCUGGGGCCGCCCAAGUUCAGGGUGACGCUGCUGCCGCGCGGCGGCGAGGCGGAAGCAGCGGCGCGGCGGGCGCUGGCGGCGCGACUGGCGGCGGAGCAGCCGCAGGUGCGCGGCCUGGCCGCGGUUGUGCUGGCGCGCGGCUGCAGCAGCAGCGCCAAUGGCAGUAGCAGCAGCACCAAUGACAGUAACGGCAGUAGUGCGAUGGAGGAUGGAGGGGCGCAGCCAAAGUACCUGGCGCAGGCUGCUGACACGGCGCCUGCUGAUGGUGCUGUCGGCGGCGGCGGCGGCAGACUGGCUCACUGCCGACUGGCGGAGGCGGCCGCCGCCGCCACUGACUUCCGCCGCCUGCUGCAGGCGGCGGCGGGGGCCGCGCCGCCGGACGCUGGAAUAACCGCCGCCCAGACUCCCAACGGCACCCCUUCUGGUAACGGUAGCGCUAGUGCUGCCGCGGUGUCGUACGGCCCCUGGCGGCCGUACCUGGCUCGUCUGGUCUGCAACCAGCGGAUCACGGCGCCGGACCACUUCCAGGACACGCGGCACGUGGAGCUGGAUCUGGAGGGCUCGGGUCUGUCGUACGAGCCAGGGGACGUCAUCUCCGUACUGCCCAUGCCAAGCGAGGCGGUGGCGGACGCCUUCCUCACGCGCCUGGGGCUGGACGGCGAUCAGUGGGCGCGGGUGGAGCUGGCGGCGGAGGGCAGCGGCCAGGACGGAAGCACUGCAGGGCUGCAGCAGGAGCAGCAGGAGCAGGAGCAGGGCCAGCAGGGGGCGGGAGGGGCGGGAGCUGCGGGAGUGGGGCCGUGUGCGUUCACGGCGCGGGUUCGGUCUCUGGUGACUGGGUGCCUGGAUAUCGGCGGCGGCUCCCCGCGGCGGUACCUGUUCCAGGUGCUGCUUCAGUCAGCCACAGCGGAGCACGAGCGCGAGCGGCUGUCGUACUUCGCCACAGCCGAUGGCCGAGACGACCUGUACAGGUAUAACCAGCGCGAGGGCCGAACCCUGCUGGAGGUCCUCCAGGACUUCCGCUCCUGCGCGCCGCCGCUGGCCCGACUGCUGGAGGCCGCGCCGCACCUGCGCCCGCGCCAGUUCAGCGCCGCCUCCUCCCCGCGCCUGCGGGGGCCGGCUGCCGCGCAGCUGCUGGUGGCGCUAGUGUCGUACGUCACGCCGUACAAGCGGUCGCGGCAGGGGCUGUGCAGCGCCUACCUGGCGGGGCUGGAGCCGAAGGAGGGCGGGGAGGAGGUGCGUGUGGCGGUGUGGACGGAGCGCGGCUCGCUGCGCAUGCCGCGGUCCCUGCAGACGCCGCUCAUCCUGGUCGGCCCCGGCACAGGCGUGGCGCCCUUCCGCUCCUUCCUGGAGGAGCGCUGCGCCCUAGCGCGCCAGGCGCACGCCGCCGGCCAGCCGCCGCCAGCGCCCUGCUUCCUGUUCUUCGGCUGCCGCAGCCCCGCAGCCGACUUCUACUACCAGGCCCAGUGGGAGGAGUACCGGCGGCUGGGGGUGCUGGACCGGGAGCAUGGGCUGAUCACCGCCUUCUCGCGGCACACGCCGGAGCAGCAGGCGCAGCAGGGGCAGGCGGUGCAGGGGCAGCAGGCACAGGGGCAGGGGAAGGGGCAGGAGAAGGGCGAGGGCGGGGAGCAGCAGAAUGCGGGCGCUGCCGCGGCGCCCACAUCCAAGGUGUACGUAACGCAGCGCAUCCGCGAGCACGGCGCGCUGGUGUGGCGCUUGCUCAACGGCCUGCCUCCUGCUGCUGCCGCCGCCCCCGCUACAGCCGCGGUUGAUAAUCCUGCUACAGCCGCUGCGGCAGCUCCCACAGCUGUGCACAGUGCGCACAGCGGGGCCGGUGAGGCCGCAGCGCAGGCGGCAGCGCCCGCGGCGGCAGCCAUGGAGCCGGCGGUUGUGUACGUGUCGGGCUCGGCACAGAAGAUGCCGGCAGGCGUGGCCGCGGCUUUUGCAGACGUGGCGGUGGCGCACGGCGGGCUGGACAAGGAGGCCGCGGCGGCGUGGGUGCGGCAGCUGGAGCUCCGAGGCAGGUACUUUGUGGAGGCGUGGAGCUAGGCUGGGCAAGGCUUUGACUGAGUGAGGAGUGAGGAGUGAAAACGCAGUUCUUGGAGGAAAGAGUGAUUAACAAGAGAAGGUGGCUCUCCCUUGCAAGGGAAAAGUGGGCUGUGCCGCCACGCCACGUCCUCCGUCUGAGGCCGAAGGUUCCGAUACUAGCCUCAUCUCCCGGACAUAGCCGGGGUCGGUUUGUACAGGCACCGCCCGCCAUAUGUGCCCAGUCGCGCCCAGCUAUCAAGCACUAGUGCAGCAGGCAGCAGGCCAACCAGGGAAUAGCAAUUUAUAAUACGUGGCGCUCGCGGUUUGCACCAGUUUGGCACUUUUUGUCAACGCAGGCAGGCAGGCAGGCAGGCAGGCAGGCAGGCAGGCACGGAGGAGUGAAAACGAGAGUGAUUAGAAAUACAAGCUUGAGGUGCCGGGGGUGGGGGUGGGGGUGGGGGGCCGUGGAGUUGCGGCGCUGCAGAUGCUGUUGUCUUCGUGCCGUGUUGGGCGUGAUGCGGGUGGAGGGCAGAAGGUGGCGGUCCAGCUGCGGGCGUUCGGAUAGUUUCGCGUGUGCGAUGGGCCAGGGGGCAUGAAAGUGCAUUUGGGGUGAGCAUGGAGAGCGUGACGCGGAGCGAGGCACGAAGCAAUCAUGGAGCCGUCCUGCACAGGCUGCAUGGGCGCAGUGAAAGAGGCAUUCGGUGAUUACAGUCGGUCCCCGAUCUGCAGUUGGACGAGGCGCAGUGGCACAGUGGGGCACUGGGGCCUACCACGGAUCCUCAGCGGCACGCCUGUUGCGUGCGGCGUGCCUUUGCAGUACCAUUCGUGGCGGGGGUUGUGAGUUUGGGCGCGUUCCCGUGGUACGGGAUACCUUACACCACCGGAUGUGUAUUGCUCAGGUGUAGCCGCGAGCCUGCAGAGUCGGAGGCAAUGCUGUGGCACACCGUGCAGCUAUCGCGAUCGACUGC